Molecule: messenger RNA, 3272 nt
Organism: Colias croceus (clouded yellow)
Lineage: Eukaryota; Metazoa; Arthropoda; Insecta; Lepidoptera; Pieridae
Gene: Pdss2
Product: all trans-polyprenyl-diphosphate synthase PDSS2
Exons: 7
Coding region: 276-1550 (424 amino acids)
Biological process (GO): isoprenoid biosynthetic process; ubiquinone biosynthetic process
Cellular component (GO): transferase complex; mitochondrion
Molecular function (GO): prenyltransferase activity
Source: RefSeq, a predicted model, not a curated record
UUAGUUCAUAGUUUUAGCGGCAAAUUAUUGGACGUCGAUGGCCGCUUGCAUUUUACGCGAUUUUUGUUUAUAAAUAACGUAAAUAUAAAUUUUAAUAUAACAGCUUAAACGUAUAAUAUAUUAAUUAUACAAUACAUUAAUUGAUUUCAAGUGUUGUGAGUCUUUUUUAUUUUUUUCCGAAUUAUGUUCGGCGUUUAAAUUAAGAAUUACUUAAAAAGUGUCGCAGUGCUUUAAAAUUAAAAUUGGUACAUAAGUGUGCGAAUAAGAAUUUCAAAAUGAGUUUAAGUCGUUUAUGGAAUGUUUUGAGAUGCGAUUUGGUGAAAGUUUCCCCAUCAAGUGCGCUGGUUGCGAAAGUUUGGGGACCUUGUGUAAGGGAAGUGAGCACAUGCAAUACUCAACGAGCAGCUGUUUCUCAACAUAACACAAAACCAGAUUGGAACAGAGCCGUGAGUGAGGCUGAGAAGAUUGUUGGCUAUCCAACCUCCUUUCUCAGCUUGAGAUGGGUCUUGAGCGACGAAAUUGCGAAUGUUGCGCUACAUUUAAGAAAAUUAGUCGGCAGCAAUCAUCCUUUAUUAAAAACAGCUAAGAAUCUGCUCUACAAUGGCAAGAAUAACAUGCAAGCGUGGGGUCUCAUCGUUCUACUGGUUUCGAAGGCUGCUGGCCACAGCCCUGAGAUACCAGACAUGGAGCAGGAUAAGGCAGCUGGAGUUUUGCACAGCCAACGUGCGCUAGCCGAAGUAACAGAGAUGAUACGCACUUCCCACCUCGUGCACAAGGGGCUCGUGAACAUGAACGCACGCAGGCCCGCCGCGGGCGACCCGGACGACAUGAUGUUCGGGAACAAGAUCGCUCUGCUUAGCGGCGACUAUCUGCUGGCCAACUCGUGCACAGAGCUCGCUAACUUGCGAAAUCAAGAAUUAGUAGAGCUUAUGUCAUCCGCGGUUCGUGAUCUCGCUGAGGCGGAGUUUCUGGGAGAAAGAGAUGAUCAGAACAAUCCUCUUCCUUCAAGACCAUUGCCGGAGGACCAAAGACAACCUGCUUUAGAAUGGGAAUGCAUAACAUCCCCUCUACCAAUGGCGGGUGUAGCAGGUUGUGCUCGUCGCGAGUGGGUCGCGCGGCACGUACUAGCCGCUGGCGCUCUACUUGGCAAGAGCUGUUCUGCUGCCCUCAAACUUGCAGGACAUAACUCACAGCUGCAGACACAGGGCUACCUCUUCGGUUGCCACCUAGCGCUAGCAUGGCAAGCAUUCCUCGACCUAGAGUCCUUUACGGGUCCUGAACCAAGCAGCUUUUCACUAGUUGGAGCCCCUCUAGCCUUUACAUUGGAAGCGAGACCAGAACUGUAUGAAUAUAUAGAGGCGGGAAGACGCAGUGUACACGAUGUGGAUUAUCAUGCUCUCUACGAAGCAGUAAUAGCAGGUAACGGUAUAGAACAAACGAAGCAAGUGCAGCGCGAGCACAUCUCGCGCGCGGUGGACGUGCUCGACGCGUUCCCCAACUGCGACGCAAGGACUGCGCUCACCAACAUCAUCGUUGCUAUGCACCCUUGAUACUAACAUAAAUAAACAAAUCAAACCUUUACUAGUUUCAUUUAACAAUAAUAUAAACACAUCAAACCAUAACUAGUUUCAUUUAACAAAAAUAAAUAAUAAAAGAAAAUAAGCAGUAAUAACAUAGAACAAACGAAGCAAGUGCAGCGCGAGCACAUCUCGCGCGCGGUGGACGUGCUCGACGCGUUCCCCAACUGCGAUGCAAGGACCGAGCUAACCAACAUUAUUGUCGCUAUGCACCCUUGAUACUAACAUAAAUAAACAAAUCAAACCUUAACCAGUUUCAUUUAACAAAAAUAAACAGAUAAUAAAACAUAAUAAGCAGUAAUAACAUAGAACAAACGAAGCAAGUGCAGCGCGAGCACAUCUCGCGCGCGGUGGACGUGCUCGACGCGUUCCCCAACUGCGACGCAAGAACUGCGCUCACCAACAUUAUUGUCGCUAUGCACCCUUGAUACUAACAUAAAUAAACAAAUCAAACCUUAACCAGUUUCAUUUAACAAAAAUAAACAGAUAAUAAAACAUAAUAAGCAGUAAUAACAUAGAACAAACGAAGCAAGUGCAGCGCGAGCACAUCUCGCGCGCGGUGGACGUGCUCGACGCGUUCCCCAACUGCGACGCAAGAACUGCGCUCACCAACAUCAUCGUUGCUAUGCACCCUUGAUACUAACAUAAAUAAACAAAUCAAACCUUAUCUAGUUUCAUUUAACCAAUAACAAACGAAGAAUAAAUUGAUAAUGAACUAUACUUAGCACCAGUAAAAUAACAACAGUGAAUAAAAUAUAUUGCCAUUUAUUAUGAAUAAAAAUUGUGUGAAACUUUAUAAAUUGCGUUACAUAAUAAUAUUAUUAACAAUCAGUUACCAUCUUAACAUACAUUACCAUUAUACAUUAAUUAUAUUGUAGCCUAUUCAUUCAUUCAUUACCCACUCUGUAGUUUAUAUUAUACACACCUUCAACGACCCAUCACAUAUUACCAACGACCAAGCCAACGACCCUCAUUUUAUACAAACUUAAUAACCCUUAAUAAUCGUUUCACUAAAUCAUUAUUCAUGUUUUUCAUUAAUCAUUAUUGUGUAUUCAUUUGUAUCAUUUGCGUAUGUACUCAAUUUUUGUGUAUUUUCUUUAACGAAUUCUUUGUAAUAAUAAUAUAUGAAUUAUAAAACGUCCAAUUUAAUAUUAUUAAAUAAAAGUAAAUCAUAUUUUUGUAAGACAAUUAUAAACUUACUUCAUAGAAGUACAAUGACAAAUUUUGUGGCGCUUGCGUCGCGUUUAUAUACCUAAUUUAUAUAAUAUGUACAUGCAUAGCUUUAAUUUUUAUUGUAAUUACAAUUUAUGUAUAAGAAAAUCCAUUUUUAAUACAGAAGUUGCUCAAUUCUACAGCAUCACAUUAACAUCCUAGAAUCUAGAUGUUUGAAUAAAUGAGGCUUUAUUGUUAUUUUUACAGUAAUUAUAUAAAGUAUAAACCUGUAACCGGCAACAAUAACAAAUAAUGCGUGUACUGUAAUUUGUUACCGAAUUUACAUUUUAUUAUAUUAAAAUGGCUCUACAUUCCAAUGUGUACCUUCUUAUAAUUCUAUAAUAACAUGUGACAUAAACCAACCCAUCCUUGGUUGGAUUGUUUUGUUAAAAUGUACUCAAAUUUUUAUAUUAUGUUCUUAUUUUAAAUAUAAUUUGGGUUUAUUGCUCAAUGUGUACAAUAAUAAAUGUUUUAUAUUUUAUA